Messenger RNA from Tarenaya hassleriana, 453 nucleotides. RefSeq names its product late embryogenesis abundant protein 2-like. The record is from RefSeq and is a predicted model, not a curated record. Bases 84 to 287 code for a protein of 67 amino acids. The transcript has 3 exons. Lineage: Eukaryota; Viridiplantae; Streptophyta; Magnoliopsida; Brassicales; Cleomaceae.
UUAAAAGAAUCACCACAAAAAUCACAUUAUCGAACGAAAAUUCCAAGUCCUUAAAAGAAGAAUCAUCACAGAAAAAAAAAACAAUGGCUGACAACAGCAACAAGAUGAGCUUUCAAGCUGGCCAGGCCAAAGGCCAAACCCAGGAGAAAGCAAGCAACAUGAUGGAGAAGGCUUCGAAUGCGGCUCAAUCUGCCAAAGACUCCAUGAAUGAGACGGGGCAACAGAUGAAAGCAAAGGCACAAGGUGCGGUCGAUGCUGUUAAGAAUGCUACGGGCAUGAACAAUUGAGACCCUUCUUUUGUUUUUUUCUUAUUCUGUUUUGUAAUAAUUCGAUAGAUUUUACUAUUGAAAUCACCACAAGAUGUUUUAUUUUCUUUUUCAAUUUUACGGGUCUUAAUUGAUGUGUUGCAGACACUGCGGUUUACGUUUAAUAAUUAUUGGAUAUACGAAAUGA